Saimiri boliviensis boliviensis (Bolivian squirrel monkey) is the source of this 270-nucleotide messenger RNA. The record is from RefSeq and is a predicted model, not a curated record. Lineage: Eukaryota; Metazoa; Chordata; Mammalia; Primates; Cebidae.
AUGACAAUUAACCAUCAAGGUUGUGAAGACUCAGCCUCACCGUGGCUCGAAACGCACCCCAACUGUCCCUGUGCCACUGGUGACUCCUGCAUAUGUGCCAGCUCCUGCAAGUGCAAAGAGUGCAAAGGCACCUCCUGCAAGAAGAGCUGCUGCUCCUGCUGCCCUGUGGGCUAUGCCAAGUGUGCCCAGGGCUGUAUCUGCAAAAGGGCAUUGGAGAAGUGCAGCUGCUGUGCCUGGUGUGGGGACAGCUCUGCUCCCAGAUGUGAAUAG